This is a messenger RNA of Linderina pennispora, 549 nucleotides long. RefSeq lists its product as uncharacterized. The record is from RefSeq and is a predicted model, not a curated record. Bases 43 to 447 code for a protein of 134 amino acids. Lineage: Eukaryota; Fungi; Kickxellomycota; Kickxellomycetes; Kickxellales; Kickxellaceae. The transcript has a single exon.
CACAUUCAUUGACACCACAGAAGAAUCAAGAAAUCUAAAAUAAUGUCGUACGAGGAGGACCAGCUAACCAAGACACUCCAGAGGAUGGUGAAGUGGCAGUACGAAAUAGAUAGAAGCCGCUAUGACUUGAAUGAGUGGGGCCAAAAAUACUACGACAGCAAGCAUGCGCAAUCUGCAUAUCACAACCAGCACGGGCUCAAUGCAUAUCUGGCAGACAAUAUAAAGCAGACCGAAGAGCUGCAGUGGGAGGUCGGUAAUGCCAGGAGAAUGGUUAAUAAAAAGCUGGAGGAGGUACACGACAAGUUCCGUGAGUUGGACGAAAUGGUUGCAUCGGACCCGCAGCAUAUCGUUGGCACACACGAGGAUCUGUGGACAAAGACUGCCAAAGGCAGGGCGACCAAGUCCAUCGAAGUGCUUACCCAGUACCGGGUCUUGAAGAGGAGCUGAGCUGAUAUAUGCUGGCUCCCAAUUUCCCAAUCGAGCCGGCGAGCCACAGCCAGGUCCUGAAUCAUAAACCGUUUCCGUCACCUUUUGUUGUUUGUCUUUUCU